AUGUUCUGCCUGAAGAACAGAUGUGACGAGCUCCACAUGGAGCACCCGGACGUAGGGAAAGCCACAGGCGGCUUUGAGAGGAUAGUCAACCAGGCGAUAGAGGAGGCUCAAAAAGAGAAGGAGCUUGACAAAAGUCAAUAUCCGAAAGUUCAGAAAGAGAAAGACCCACUACUGCAGGACUGGACUCCAGGGAAAACUCUUUCUCUGACCUCUGCAGGUGGUCUGAGAAAUAGAAGGCCGGUGUGGAUGCCUCUGGCCCUCCAGUGA
Rangifer tarandus platyrhynchus (Svalbard reindeer) is the source of this 267-nucleotide messenger RNA. The record is from the annotation of a GenBank genome assembly. NCBI's taxonomy places the organism in Eukaryota, Metazoa, Chordata, Mammalia, Artiodactyla, Cervidae.